AUGGAAGAACACUUCUUCAGCUCUGAUGCUCAACAAACACAUGAGGAUGUCUCCACAAUCAAACCAAAACCCAAUCUCAUCACGGUUCCAACAGAAUCACAAACUAACGAAAAUGAUUGUUUUGAUUGCAACAUCUGUCUAGACACAGCACUUGAUCCAGUAGUCACUCUCUGCGGACACCUUUUCUGCUGGCCUUGCAUUUACAAGUGGCUACACGUUCAGUUAUCUUCACUCUCCACUGAUCACCACCAGAACAACUGUCCUGUCUGCAAAUCCAACAUUGCAAUCACCUCAUUGGUUCCUCUCUACGGAAGAGGCAUCUCUUCUCCUUCUCCAGCGUUUAAACAAGACUCAGAGUCCAUACCUCGGAGACCUGCUCCAUCAACACUAAACAAUCCAAUCACCUCAGAACCAUCUCUGAACCAAAGAUUGCAACAUCAAACAAUGUCUCCAGCGUUUCACAACCACCAAUACUACUCCCCACGUGGCCGCUUCGCCACAACUGAAUCAACAGACCUCGCCAAUGCUGUGAUGAUGAGUCUUCUCUACCCGGUGAUUGGGAUGUUUGGGGAUAUGGUCUACACAAGGAUUUUUGGAACCUUCACAAACGCAAUGGCUCGGCCUUACCAAAGCCAGAGGAUGAUGCAGACUGAGAAGUCUCUUAAUCGGGUAUCCAUAUUCUUCUCUUUUUGCAUCAUCCUUUGCCUCCUUCUCUUCUAG
Eruca vesicaria subsp. sativa (arugula) is the source of this 720-nucleotide messenger RNA. Lineage: Eukaryota; Viridiplantae; Streptophyta; Magnoliopsida; Brassicales; Brassicaceae. The record is from the annotation of a GenBank genome assembly.